Molecule: messenger RNA, 654 nt
Organism: Aphanomyces astaci
Lineage: Eukaryota; Oomycota; Saprolegniomycetes; Saprolegniales; Verrucalvaceae
Exons: 1
Coding region: 18-554 (178 amino acids)
Source: RefSeq, a predicted model, not a curated record
CACAAGCAUCCAUCACCAUGGCACGAAGCACGACCUCUUCCGAGUGCGGGAGCAGCAGCAGCGGCGACAACCACAGCGACGUCGGUGACAUGAUGGACCACACGUCUGCAUCCUCUGCGUCGUCGUCGCCCACGAACGUCGAGUACCGCAAAGCGUACUACGCCAAGAACAAGGACAAAGAGAUCGCGCGGAUGAAGAUGUACUACGAGACGAACAAGGAAAAGUUCAGCGCGUACGGCAAAGACUACUACGAGCGCAACCGCGAAAAGGAACUCGGCCGGUUCAAGGCGUACCGCGCCAAGAACCUCGAACGCGACCUCGAACGCAAAAAGCAAUGGUACACCCGCAACCGAGAAAAGAUCCUCGCCUAUGCUAAGGCGUACGACUUGAAGAAUCGGGACAAGCGCAAUGCCUACCAACGCGAACGACGACGGAAGUUGAAGGAAGCGGCCAACAACACCAACUCCACCACCCCUAUCGUCGACAAGCACACAACGACCACAUCUUCGAACAUGCACAUGUCGUUCUUGCUGAAUCCAGUGUCGUCGGAGUAGUCGGGUACUAGUGUUAGGUAGUAGUAGUUAGUCGUGGUGUCAGUUUGCCACAUGUAAUUUUUUGUAAUCUCCAAGUGUAAUUUAGCUGACGACGUACAAG